AUGACGGCUUCAAAUCAAACAGGUUUUACCAGCAACACCACCACCACCACCAACAACAACAACAACAGCAGCAUUAGUGGUAAUAUGAAUAAUGAUAAUAAUACCAUGAUUUUUAUUGUAGCAACCAUUAUUUUUGCUCUUGUGAUUGCACGUGUGUUGGCCAAAUAUGUACUUCGAGGUGCUGGUAUUACUUCCCGUCAUCGUCACUCGGCUUUACUUAUUGGUCUCUGCGGGAGUGGUAAAACGGCACUCUUUGCACAGUUGAUCGCACAGAAACGUAUCAAGACACGAACAAGUAUGAAGGCGAAUCGCGCCGUUAUGACAUUACGGUCAAAACAUAGCAUUACAAACAAUGGAAAACAGGAGGAUGAUUCUACUGAUAAUAAAUUAACAAAAACGGUAUCUAAUACUAAUACUAAUACUGCUGCGGUAGGUGCACCUGUUGAAGUGGUGGAUUACCCUGGACAUCGUCGUUUGCGUGACUCACUUACAUCUGAUUUGGAAGAGGCAAAUAAAGUUAUUCUUGUUGUGGAUACAGUUACUAUACAAGAUGAUCGUCAAGAAGGAGCUCAGGCAUUAGCAGAACUUGUAGUUUCUGUAUUUACUUCUCCUGCUUUUUAUGGUGUAAAACGUGUUUUGGUGGCAUGUACGAAGAGGGAUGAAUUAACAAGUUACUCUGCAAAAGCGGUAAAGAAAAUUUUAGAGGCGGAGAUUACACGUUGUAUUGCUACACGGCGUGGUGAUGUGCAGAGUCUUGACAGUAUUGUCAAUGCAUCUGGAAUUGCUGUUGGGCGAAAAAAGAAUAAAUCUGGAGCUAGUGGUAGAAAUAAUAAUAGUAAUCUCAGUAGAGGUGGAAAAGUACAUGAAUUGUUACUGGGGGAAUCGGGCAAGUUUACCUUUGAUGACUUUCCGGUUCCUGUUGUGUUUGUGGAUGUUUCUUCCUACGUCUCACCUACAGAACACCCGUUUAACGUGGAAGCUGUGCGUGAAUUUGUGGAUGAGAAGAUAUAA
Trypanosoma theileri is the source of this 1011-nucleotide messenger RNA. RefSeq lists its product as uncharacterized. Gene Ontology annotation, molecular function: GTP binding. Gene Ontology annotation, biological process: Golgi to plasma membrane protein transport; intracellular protein transport; protein localization to organelle. Gene Ontology annotation, cellular component: Golgi apparatus. The transcript has a single exon. The record is from RefSeq and is a predicted model, not a curated record. Lineage: Eukaryota; Euglenozoa; Kinetoplastea; Trypanosomatida; Trypanosomatidae. Bases 1 to 1011 code for a protein of 336 amino acids.